AUGGCAUCCAAUGUUACAGCUCAAUCAGUGUUGGAGAAGAUUAGUGUGGAUCAUCUGGAAUGCUCCAUCUGCACCAACCGUUUCAGGCAGCCCAAACUGCUGGACUGUUUGCAUAGUUUUUGCCUGCAAUGCCUCCAAGAGCUCAGACAGAGCCAAGAUCCUAGUGGUACAAAGCUGACAUGUCCUCUGUGCAGACAUGAAACCAUGUUGAAAGGGUCUGGGGUUGCUGAUCUCCCUAAUAACUUUGCAUUCAGUGCCCUGGUGGAGGAAGUUACAAUGCAGGAAAUGCAAUUGGAAGGUCAAGGGUCAGAGAUCAAAUGCCAAGCCUGUGAUGAGGAGAAUCAGGCUGUGUCAAGAUGCAUGGACUGUGAUCAUUUCCUGUGUCAAGAAUGUCAAAAGGCUCAUGAACGUCUAACUCUAAUGAAAUCUCAUCAAAUCUAUACACUGGCUCAACUCCGAUCAGGAGAGAUUGUCUACAAGAGUAAGCUAAGAGAUGAAGUUCCCAAAUGUGGCAAGCAUCCAGAUCAGAAUCUCAAUGUUUACUGCGACACAUGUGAGCAAGUCAUAUGUCUCAUGUGUACAGUUCUAGAUCAUGAAAAACCAAAACACUCUUGUAUUGGCUUACCUGAGGCUUUUGAGAAAUGUAAGAAAAAGGUAGAAGAACUUGUUGCAAAAGUUGGUCGAAGCAAAACAGAACUGAACACCACCAUAGAGAAGACUUGCAUAUCUCGCAAGAAACUCGACUUCAUGUUUUCAAACACCAAAAAGAACAUCUCAGAAAAGGCUGGCCAAGAGGUUGCCAAGAUCCGACAGGAGGAGCAGAAACUGUUAAAAGAGACUGACAGGAUUUAUCAAGAGAGAGUCACAACAUUUGAAGCUGCUCUUGCUAAGAACAGCAAAGAAGUGACAAAGACAGAGCACAAGCUGGAGGAGGUAAAACAACUCAUGAAUCAAGCAAGCUGCCAUGAGAUUCUUGAACUUCAGCAGAAGCUCUUGCAUAACCUCAGUGAAUUGACGGGGAAACAGCCACAGCAAGUUCCUGACAAGUUGACCUUCAUGGAUUUUGAAGAAGGCGACAAGUCACUUGGGAGACUCAUUCUGGAAGAAGAGCCAAAAGCUGCAGCAAAGAAAUCACCAAGACCUGCAAGAUCAUGUGUGAAGGAGAAAUGGGAACUGAAGACAGAAGUUAAGAACUUUGAAUUAGGAAAUACAUGGAUAGCAGAUGUUGCAGCACUCUCUACCGAUAAACUACCUGUACUAUCUAAAACAGAUGUACUGUUUGGAGACAGUGGUGCACUAUCUACAGCUUCAAUUCCAAAAAUGUACAAUCACCACGUUAUCUACAUAAAAAGCUGGGAAAAUGAGUUACUGUGUGUAGACUACUAUGGUGCCAGUGUAUUCUCAGUAGACAUGGCCAGCAACAUGCACCUGGGUUGGGGCCCUACUGGUGUGUGCUGUGACAGUGAUGGCAGCAUCUAUGUUGCUGUGUGUGGACAUUCAACAGUGCUUUCUGAGUGCCUCAUCAAAUAA
Messenger RNA from Patiria miniata (bat star), 1530 nucleotides. Its product is annotated as E3 ubiquitin-protein ligase TRIM71-like. NCBI's taxonomy places the organism in Eukaryota, Metazoa, Echinodermata, Asteroidea, Valvatida, Asterinidae. Gene Ontology annotation, biological process: positive regulation of DNA-templated transcription. Gene Ontology annotation, cellular component: chromatin; nucleoplasm. The coding region runs from base 1 to 1530 and encodes 509 amino acids. Gene Ontology annotation, molecular function: ubiquitin-protein transferase activity; zinc ion binding. The record is from RefSeq and is a predicted model, not a curated record. The transcript is spliced from 3 exons.